Messenger RNA from Giardia duodenalis, 3117 nucleotides. RefSeq lists its product as uncharacterized. Lineage: Eukaryota; Fornicata; Diplomonadida; Hexamitidae. The coding region runs from base 1 to 3117 and encodes 1038 amino acids. The transcript has a single exon. The record is from RefSeq and is a predicted model, not a curated record.
AUGUCCGAGUUCUCCAUUAAUCCGCAUAGCCUAACAUACUUGGAGGAUGGGCAGUUUCUUUCUGGCUUCCAGACGGCAGUUACUCGCUCGGAGCAGUUCCUUUAUGUAAAGCCUCUUUCUAACCGAGUCAAGGAACACGCUGGAACACUAAAGAACUUGUCCGCCAGCCAAGCAAGCGUUGUUGAGAUUAGAUCAGUUGCAAGGCACCUUCGUGCUGAGCUUCAAGACUUUAAAACUAACGUCUCCGCAACAUCACAAGUUGCAGAGAAGGAAGGUGAGGGCUUUAUUUCGCAGGCUAAUGAGGUGGCAAAUACCAUCACCCACUUAGAACGGGUACAAGCCGUCAGAGCAUACCUUCUGGAUGUCAACAAGUGUGUUUCUACGCUUUUGCGCAUAAAGGACGCCAUUAAUGAGUGCAAGACGUUCCGCACAGAAUUUGAUAAGCUUAUGCUGGUGGUCGACGGCCUUGACCCAACGAAUCAAAACGACGUCGGGGCCUUUACAUACAAUGCUAGGUUGCUCGUAGCUCCCUGUAAGCAGGUCAAGGACAUCGUGGCAGAUUUGUUUUCGUUUGAGCGAGAGGUAUUGCCUUCGGUAAAGCGUCUCUCCAUUCAUAAAGAUUUUCACUGCCAGGUGAGGUUUCUUAAGGGCGAUAUCUUCCAGGGAAUUCUUCUAAGUUCCCUCAAUUCUUGGCUGUCAGAGCUGCGUAAAGGCUCAUCUCUCCUUGGAUGCCGAUUGAUGAUCUUAGCCGAUCAAUCCAUUAUAGACACAAAUGACUCCUUUAGCAAGGCACUCCAGGAGUUCCACGCUGAUCGAACCACUGGAUCUGCAAAGAAUGCCGGUGCCAUCUACGAUGUGAGCAGCGAUACAGCCGUCAAGUCAGAGGAUCAGUCAGCGGCUACUACCUCAUUAUUGGAAAAGCUCACUGCUCUCGGGCGCAAUGUUCGCAGCGAGUGCUAUUUUGACUACGUCAAUGAAAUACUAGCAGUUUCUGAACUCUUGGGUUUCAAGGAAGAAGCGAUUACCCAUAUUAUCUCAGUAAGGCAAAAGCAGGAGCCUAUAGUAGAAGCCUUUGACUACCUUCAAUACAUGGAAUCUUUAAAUAGUAAGAAGAUAUAUGAGAGGGUUUACGCCUACAUCGGGUACUUCUUCUACAACGCUUUACUCGCCUCCAUAGUGCCCUCUCUUUCUCAAAUAAUGAAUGAGCUGACUAUUUCUAGAUUUACCGUGCUAUUGCGCCGCCUAUGUGACGAGUAUUGCAAUGCACCUGACGCGGCCUUUAUACUUGAGUUCCAUCGCAUUAUCCUUUGCAUACGAUUCCUGGAAAACUUUCCAAAAGCCGAUGACAUUGUUUCCUACUUCAUGGACGUCUGUUUGAAAGUACACUGUGAAACCCAGGCCACUAAACACCGCUUAUCCAUCAUCUCUGUUAUUCAGGGGCUUCACAUUAACACUGAUAAAUCAGAUACUGCAAGGAUAUUGACCUUAAGAGAGGGUUUUGUGGACACAUUGCUCCUCUCCCUAAAGGGCCAAACCAAGGAGACACUAAAUGAUACUACAAUUAAGCUGCAGCGAUACAUUUAUUACGAGACUUUACAAAAGGCAGUUGAUCUUUCGAUCAUUAUCCUUGAAUUUAUCUUCGGUUCGCUGCUUUUCUUCUAUCCUUCAUGCAAGAUCUUGCAGCAAUACAAAGCCAAUUAUGACAAAAUGCUCUCCCUUAUAACAUUCGUAUGUUGUGGGGACCCUGCUCCCUCAGCCCUUGCAGCACUGAGAUGUGUACAAGAACAGGUUAGUGUCACGACUUUGCUAGACAGGGUCUUCUCCUUCCUCCUGGUCAACGUACAUCCGCAGCUCAUAGAGGCACUUUCGGACGUCUCUCAGAAUAAUAUAUUGGACAUUCUGCAGAAUCUUUAUCUAUUCAAAGGCUUCGACAUUUCAUUGAGACUGGUGUCAAAGGUACUUUUUGCCCUUUUUGGUUCGCGGGAGCUGUGCAGGCCGUUUGAUGAUAUCAUCGACCCGCUAUAUGCAAGCAUGUUCAGCUCAUUGAGCUACGUGCUUCCAGAUCCAAUUGUCAAGUCUCUCCGGUUCUUUGCAGCCACUAAUCAGCCAAUUGACUUCUGCACUAGUGAUUCUGUGGCUGCUCCAAAAAUCUUCCCAGGUACCCUUUCGAUUUCACUGAUAAAUAAGUAUAACUCCCCAGUUCCAACAGAUACCUCACUUCCGUUUAAGCUUUAUCUGGAGCGCUUUUUGAACUACUUUAUCGCAGCGCUCAGAUUUCUGCCUACAGAGUUGGUUAAUCAGAUAAUUAGGAUUUCCAACGUUCUACUGGUGGAUUCGUUUUUGCAAACAGUUUCCAAGUCGACUGCUCUCCGUAUCCCAGCAUCUGGAGGACUCCGAGCCUUCUGCGAGGAUCUGAAGACACUGCAGGAAAUCUCGGUUACAACCGGAAUUUACUACGAGCUCAGUUGUAGCAAUACGCAUGAGAGUCUUGUGAGUCUAUAUAACCUAGAGGAAAAUGAAAGCAUGAGACCUCCUAAGCAAAAGAUGUUCGUUGCGCUGGCUACUACAAUAGCAAAGGAAACACCGGGAUAUGGUGGAUUCAAGAUCCAGAGCGAGAGUGAGACUGUUGCAGAUAAAAUUAACGUAACAAUAGCGGACCUGAGUACGUUUUUACAUUUAAUCGAGUUCAAUGAUAGAGCAAUCUCAUUACUAUCCACAUUUCAAUUGGACAAUCAACAGCACUUGCAGUCUCUGCGAAAUAAAUGCUAUGACAUUAUGAAUGACGAGGCAAUAGAUAUAAGUAGGCUAUCUGAUAGGGAGGGGCGUCUUGUUAAAAUGCUUUCUCUAUCCAACGAUGAAUUUAGAAAGGUUCAGGCGGAAUUUUUAGAUUACAUUGCAAAUGCUUGCAGCACCGUGACAAUAUCGGAAAAAUCUUCCAGAACUUCAACCAUUAUUGCCAAGUCCCCGGAAAGUGUACUUUCUCCAUCAGCAGAAAUGUCUAAAGGCCGCGGGCUGGAACCCGGACAGCUGAAUGCUAAAAUAAAAACACAGUUUCUAUCCAUUUUUGCUCCUAAGCGUACAGGAAAAAAGUAUCCAAAAGAAUCUGUCAGCUCUUGA